GUGGGCAGGCAGGGAGGGAGGGAUGGCGUCGAGCCUGGGCUGGGUGGGCAAGCUGUGGGCUGCCGCGUCGCUGGUGUCGGCGCUGGCGUGCUGUGCCGGCUUCUUCCUGCCAUACUGGCUGCUCGGCCGCCAGCUGGACACGCCGGUGAGUUUCGGUGUGUUCCGCCGCUGCUCCUACCCCGCUCCGCUCGCCCCCCGCGGGCUGCGCAUGGUGCAACAGUGUGGUCGCUAUGCCUCCUUCUUCGGCAUCCCCAGCCUCGCCUGGCGUCUCUGCUGCCUCCUCACCGGCAUCGGCUGUGCCCUGCUCCUCCUCGUCGCCCUCACCGCCCUCAUGGGUUGCUGCAUUUCACACCUCCUCUCCCGCACCCUGGCCAGGGUCGCCGGCGCCAUCCAGUUCAUCGGAGGUCUGCUGAUCGGAUCAGGAUGUGCCCUUUACCCACUGGGCUGGAACAGUGAGGAGGUGCGACAGACCUGCAGCAAUCUCUCUGACCAAUUUGAGCUCGGUACGUGUCAGCUGGGAUGGGCGUUCUACUGCACUGCAGGAGGUGCGGCCGUUACCAUGCUUCUCUGCACUUGGCUAGCUUGCUUCGCUGGCAAGAAACAGAAACAGUAUCCAUACUAAAACCCCCAAAUAAGGGCAGAGAAACAGUUCUGGGCAAGAGAACUGCGGAGGAGUAAUGUUACAAGCAAAAUACCUUCUGGGAACUUUUCCAAAGUCUCUUCACCGAACUUGCUCCAUAUCGGACUUGAAAUGAGAAAAUUCCCAGCUGAACAUGAGACUUCAGGCCAACGUUUUUGAUAUUUCUUUCUUCUGUGUUUGUUUCGAUGAAGGUCUUUCAAGUCUUCGAGGAGGAAGAUAAGUCUGGGAUGAACUUUUUUGUUCAAAGUGCUUCGAGUAGGAACCUCCCCCAACAUUUGUGAAGUAGGGAGCCCAGCGUCAAUGUCACAAUUGAGCUGUCAUAAGGCAAACAUUGCGAAGGAAGGAACUGCAGGUGCUGGUUUAUACCGAAAAUAGGUGCAAAAUGCUGGAGUAACUCAGCGGGGACAGGCAGCAUCUCUGGAAAAAAAAAGAAUAGGUGACAUUUCGGGUCGAAGAAUGUCAUUGGUCCCAUGUUCUAAUCAGAGAUGCUGCCUGACCCACUGAGUUACUCCUGCACUUUGUAUCUAUCAUGUGGAAAACGCCCCUGCUUGGAUAGGGAAUAUCGCGAGCUGGCUCCAUUAUAAAGCAGAUCGGAGGGAGUGUUUACAAAACAGCCGGGCCCCUGUUCUGUGGAGAAACAACCAAAUGUGUUCAGUCAUAUUCACACGCACACCCUCCCUCAACAGAAAGCAUCCCCUCAAUCAUCACACAAGCAAUAACGUGAUGAGUAUUUCAUUACAUCUCACUCAUCAUGGAGCAUUUGAACAAAAUGUAUUCCCCUUAGAGUUUCAUUUGCUUUUUAUAAAGUGUUUCACGGACCAAUUUAACUAGAAAAGACAUUUUUUUUAAAGUACGUGUAUAUACUUUUAUAUGUGUAAUAUAUAUUCGUACACACAAACACACACUUUACACACAUCCACUUUAGGAAAAAAAUCAAACACUAGUUAAUGUACGUAAUAACAAAGUUAUUGCCUCCAGCUAGAUUGUAUUCAAGGCUAACUUAAUCCAAUUCUGAAUAUAUUUCUGUAAGCUAUGAUUGUCAGUGUUAUUGCUGUUUCGUUAUACAGGUUAAGGCCCUGUUUUAUUGUAGACAAAACGGGGCCGAUACGCACUUCAAUUAAACAUUAAGCUGCA
Messenger RNA from Leucoraja erinaceus (little skate), 1774 nucleotides. Its product is annotated as LHFPL tetraspan subfamily member 6 protein. The transcript is spliced from 3 exons. The record is from RefSeq and is a predicted model, not a curated record. Gene Ontology annotation, cellular component: membrane. Lineage: Eukaryota; Metazoa; Chordata; Chondrichthyes; Rajiformes; Rajidae. The coding region runs from base 23 to 622 and encodes 199 amino acids.